Sorex araneus (European shrew) is the source of this 4401-nucleotide messenger RNA. It is a transcript of the gene KDM1B, whose product is annotated as lysine demethylase 1B. The transcript has 21 exons. The coding region runs from base 184 to 2643 and encodes 819 amino acids. The record is from RefSeq and is a predicted model, not a curated record. Gene Ontology annotation, molecular function: zinc ion binding; oxidoreductase activity; protein binding. NCBI's taxonomy places the organism in Eukaryota, Metazoa, Chordata, Mammalia, Eulipotyphla, Soricidae.
UCCCGCGAGCGUCGCCGCGCUUGGAAGUGGGGCGCGCGGGCUGGGAUGCAGUGGCCGCGGGGGUCCCCCGACGCCCCCUGCUGCUCACCCCCGCCUCCCCCUCCUCCUCCUCAUUAUUAAUUUUGGACUCUCCAGCGGCGCCUUCUCCCCGACGCGCCUCGCCCCCCACGAUUUCCCAACGCAAUGGCCACUUCCCGGGGGAGGACCAAGAAGAAAGCACCCUUCGACACCUUUGCGGACACCCUUCCUUUGCGGAGCUCUGGGCGGCAGGCGAAGAAAAAGGCCACGGAGAUCCUAGACGACGACGAGGACGGCGGGUGCGAGAAGAAGUACCGGAAGUGUGAGAAGGCGGGCUGCACGGCCACCUGUCCCGUGUGCUUCGCCAGUGCUUCCGAGAGGUGUGCCAGGAACGGCUACACGUCCCGGUGGUAUCACCUCUCUUGCGGGGAGCAUUUCUGCAAUGAGUGUUUCGACCACUACUACAGAAGCCAUAAAGAUGGGUAUGAGAAAUACGCUACGUGGAAGAAGAUCUGGACGAGCAACGGGAAAAGCGAGCCCAGCCUCAAGGCCUUCAUGGCGGACCAGCAGCUCCCGUACUGGGUCCAGUGCACAAACCCGGAGUGCGGGAAGUGGCGGCAGCUCACCAAGGAGACGCAGCUCACCUCCCAGAUCGCGCGGACCUACCGGUGCGGCUGGAAGCUGAAUUCUGCCAUCAAGCCCGAGAACAGUGGGAACUGUUGCACCCAGCCAGAGGACCUGAGGGUGUCGGAAGUCUCCAGCCCCUGGUGGCACUCCAUGCUCAUCCUGCCGCCCCUGCUGAAGGACAGCGUGGCGGCGCCCCUGCUGCGCGCCUACUACCCCGACUGCGUGGGCAUGAGCCCGUCCUGCACCAGCACGCAGCACACGGCCGCCAGCCCCGGGAAGCAGGACCCCACCAAGGCCUCGCCCUCGGUGCUGGUUCCAGGCAUGAACCGCUACUUCCAGCCUUUCUACCAGCCCAACGAGUGCGGCAAGGCGCUGUGCGUGCGGCCGGACGUGAUGGAGCUGGACGAGCUGUACGAGUUUCCGGAGUACUCCCGGGACCCCACCAUGUACCUGGCCCUGCGCAACCUCAUCCUGGCCCUGUGGUACACCAAUUGCAAGGAAGCUCUGACCCCGCAGAAGUGCACCCCCCACAUCAUCGUCCGCGGGCUGGUGCGCAUCCGGUGCGUGCAGGAGGUGGAGCGGAUCCUCUAUUUCAUGACCAGGAAGGGGCUCAUCAACACCGGGGUGCUCAACGUGGGCCCUGACCAGUCCCUGCUGCCGAAAGAUUACCACAACAAAUCAGUUAUCAUCGUCGGGGCCGGCCCAGCAGGACUAGCAGCUGCCAGGCAGCUGCAUAACUUCGGGAUAAAGGUGACAGUCCUGGAGGCCAAGGACCGAAUCGGGGGCCGAGUGUGGGAUGAUCUGUCCUUCCAAGGCGUCACCGUGGGACGAGGCGCGCAGAUUGUCAACGGCUGCGUGAACAACCCCGUGGCGCUGAUGUGUGAACAACUUGGCAUCAGCAUGCAUAAAUUCGGAGAGAGAUGUGACUUAAUUCAGGAAGGUGGAAGAAUUACUGACCCCACUAUUGACAAGCGCAUGGAUUUUCAUUUUAAUGCCCUCUUGGAUGUGGUCUCUGAGUGGAGGAAGGAUAAGACUCAGCUGCAAGAUGUGCCCUUAGGAGAGAAGAUCGAGGAGAUCUACAAGGCGUUCAUGAAGGAGUCGGGCCUCCAGUUCAGCGAGCUGGAGGAGCAGGUGCUGCAGUUCCACCUCAGCAACCUGGAGUACGCGUGCGGCAGCGACCUGUACCAGGUGUCUGCCCGCUCCUGGGACCACAAUGAGUUCUUCGCCCAGUUUGCCGGCGACCACACGCUCCUCACCCCCGGCUACUCCGUCAUCAUGGCCAAGCUGGCCGAAGGGCUGGACAUUCGCCUCCGGUCUCCAGUGCAGAGUGUGGAUUAUUCUGGAGAGGAGGUGCGCGUGACCACCACAGACGGGACGGGGUACGCUGCCCAGAAGGUGUUGGUCACCAUACCGCUGGCCUUACUGCAGAAGGGGGCCAUCCAGUUUCACCCGCCUUUGUCGGAGAAGAAGCUGAAGGCCAUCAACAGCUUAGGCGCAGGCAUCAUCGAAAAGAUCGCCUUGCAGUUUCCUUACAGAUUCUGGGACAGUAAAGUCCAAGGCGCCGACUUCUUCGGCCACGUGCCUCCGACUGCCAGCAAGCGCGGGCUCUUCGCCGUCUUCUACGACAUGGACCCCCAGAAGCAGCACAGCGUGCUGAUGUCCGUGAUCGCCGGGGAGGCGGUGGCGUCCCUGCCCAGCCUGGACGACAAGCAGCUGCAGCAGCAGUGCAUGGCCACCCUCCGCGAGCUCUUCAAGGAGCAGGAAGUCCCGGACCCCACGCAGUUCUUUGUCACGCGGUGGAGCGCUGAUCCCUGGAUCCAGAUGGCCUACAGUUUCGUGAAGACGGGCGGCAGCGGCGAGGCCUACGACAUCAUCGCCGAGGACAUCCAGGGCCUGGUCCACUUCGCCGGUGAGGCAACCAACAGACAUUUCCCACAGACUGUGACAGGGGCGUAUCUGAGUGGCGUUCGGGAAGCCAGCAAGAUCGCAGCGUUCUAAACAGAAUCCGGACCUGCCUUUCUCAGCGGUCAAGUCCGAAACACGUUAAACCUCACUUUCUGAAAAUCAAAGUCAUAACAGCAAACCCUCUUUGGGUAGCAAAGCUCAGUAUUUCUAAGGAGCUAGGACAGCAGAAGCUGUGUCACCAUUCUGAAAGCACUGGCCCCAGGGACCCGUUUAUAAAGCACUUAUAUUUAAUUGCAAUUUUCAUGGGUCAGAGGAGUGCUAAAUCUUUGGACUUCAGAGUAAGACGCAACAUAACCUUCAAUUAGACCUUUUUCUGUGGUUAGAGACCCUUCAAAUUCCAUUUUGUUUGGCUGCUCAGUUUUCAGUGGAAACCAAGUUGAUCAAAGUAGACAAAGCCAUGUAUUUUUCUCCUAGUUUAUCAGUACCUUGACCAAUGAGCCUUAAAGAUUUUCAUAUAGCUCUACAAUUGAGAUUUUAAAGUUUAGAUAGAAAUCUUUCUUUUGAAUACAGUGCAAACUCUUUAAAGCUAAAUGAAGUUUAUAGAUUUUUAUAUUACAUUUCUUUCUAUUUGGUGUGCAGAAAAAAAUUUAAGUAUCCCAUGUGAGAAAACAUUCUAGAUUGUGUACUUAUUUGGCAAAACAGCAAAAAAUGUUUUCCUCAAACAUUGUACUAUUUCUUUGAAAAAUGGGGUAGAUAAGAAAUGUGUGAUUGUCACACUUUACCCUAAGAAUAUGGCUGUUUUCCUGGAGCCAAAUUUAGGCGGAUGGUACCCUUUAAAUUGCAUUAAUUUUGGCAACUAAUAGCAAGAUGAUCUUUUCAAAUAAGAAGAGCCUUUCACCGCUGCCUCUUUUUAACAAUGGAGUCAGUCUCUAGGAAUAUUUUUUACACAACCAAUUCUCAGUAUUCCAUAGGCGGGUCCAUUGGAACACUGAGGAGAAAUGUGAGUUACCUGCUAAAUAUUACACAUCAUAUCUUAUAAGAAGCCAUAUCUUAAAUCUGAAAACACAGUAGACAAAAAACAAACUUGGUUUCAGGGUCUUUGGGAUGCUUAUCUUGCCAAGAAACUUUAGUUUACAGUUUAGAAAUACAGAUAUAAAGUGCUUUUGUUUUAAAAAGUCUUUAAACAGUUCUUUCAGUUACAUUGGUCAGCUUAUAAAAGGGACUCAAUGACUUUAAAGUGAUUUUUCAAAACAGUAGGCACUUUUGAAUUUCAAUGUGUCUGCUAUAAGUAAACCGUACUUUUGCAAUGAUGAGCUUUUGACAGAAACAACUUCCUCCCCACCAAAGUGUGACACGAUGAAAGAAAACUAUUUAUUACUUUCAGAACUAGCACAGGAAAAUGUUGAUGUUUGGGUUUUUUGGACAAGACUCAUUGGUACUGACUGGGAAGUAUUUGGCUUUAAUAGUGUUAUGUGUUACGAUAUUAAAGAAUAGCAUGUGUUAAGCGAUAAAUGCAAAAAGAAGUUUGAAAUGGUUUGCAGUAAAUUAUUACUUUAGUUUCUGGGCACUUGUACUAUGCUACAAGCAAAUGACAGAUUUGAUUUAAUGUAUGUUUAUUUUUCUAAAAACCUCAGUUCUUGUCUCCAGUGAUACACUGUAUUUUACACUUUGUUCUAUAAGAAACUACGGUACUUCCUUUUUUCUUGAAUUUCUUUGAAUGUUUUUCACAACUGACUUAAGAUUUUAUAAUUUAGUAGCAGUGAAUACACAAAUGUUUUAACUACAGAUUAUAAACGGCUGGUUGUGUAAAACUUCUUAAUAAAAACUAGAAUUGUUUUUCAAAUACACCGA